CGAUCUUUCCUCAUUCUUUCCUGCCAUACCCUCACCAUGGCUCCCGAUUCGAGAAGGCGCAGCAGCCAGGCUACUCCCGCUGAAAUAUCUCUUGUCCAUAAUCUGAAGAACUGUUUCGUUAAUCUCCCAUCCUCUCUGUGUUCACUCCUGGUCAAUGUAAACACGCUAGCACAAAAUAUCAUCAUAGAAUUGAACUAUCGAAUUCCACCUCCCCAAAAUUCCAAUCAAACAAAUGGCGCGCCAACACAAAGGUCCAUCUACGUGGGAUGGACGGGGAUGCAAAGCAAGAACAAGCCAGCCCCAGUGGUCAGCAGAGACGGCAUAAGUGGCACAAGAGGAAAUGCAUCUGGUCGACAGCAAGAUGUGCCGUUGAUUGAGAUUGAUGCUACAUUUGCGCAUGCACUGGGACUCUCUGAUGGGCAAAAAGUAACGGCGAACAUACACGUCGACCCUCCCGUUGCGCACACUGUCAAUAUUGAGCCUUUGACACCGGAAGACUGGGAGAUUAUGGAAUUGCAUGCGACCUUCCUAGAGAUUAACCUUGUUAAUCAAAUCCGAGCUCUGCCAAAUCCAAAUUACACCCCUUCGAAUGCCCCCAAACCUCCGCCACACCCCCUGACACUUCACCUGUCACCAACCUCGACUGCCAACAUUAUCGUCACAUCACUUGUCCCCGAACUCUCCUCGACAUCCCCAUUCGCGAAACUGUCUCCUGAUGCGGAGGUGAUCGUUGCCCCCAAAGCAAGGUCAAAACCAUCACGAAGUUCGGGAGAGAAUCGUAGUGUGUCCUCACGGAAGAGUGCUGGAGGGCGGAGUGGCGUAAGCACAGUGCGCCGAAGAAGUGGUCGUGAAGAGCCAAGACCAGUCAUGUUCUUUAGAGGCCUCGAUCGAAGUAUCUGCGCCGAGUGGUUUGAUGACACCAAGGAUGCACAAGACCAUGGUUUGAAGGUUUGGGUUGACCGGGAUGUAUUACUUUCCAAAGCCCUGAAAGGAUUGACUUGGGCUUCUGUUACUGUGGUCAAACCAGCAAGCUUGCAGGUUCCAAUUGACCCCCAGAAACUUCAACAAGAGCUGGAGAAAAUGGGCGAAGCUGGAAAAGCUGCGACCAAAGUAGUGGCACGGUUGAUGCCAUGGGAUGACCCGCCAGAUAGCCAGCAUAUCGCACUUUCGUCAGCACUGUGUGCUUCGAUGGGCAGUGAAGGGCUUGUUGGUGGUGUUGUGAAGCUAGAGCCAGCCCCUCAACAGGUUUCGAAAGCGCCAUCCCCUCCAAAGGAUCCUGCUCAACCAUCAGCAAAGUCUUCUACCCAGGUUGUCAAAAUUUAUCCCUUUGAGUCAGGUACCGGGAAGAAAUCUGAGGGCCUGACAUUUGGUGGAGAAUCAAAAGCGGAACGCGAAGAGGCUAGCAGGCGAGUCCUGAAAAUGUUCGGCAAUGGGAUUCUAGAUGGACCUCUUACUGAUGGCUUCAUUCUGGGAGAACUGAGUACUCCUGACCGUUUAUCAACCUGGGAAGGUGGAAUCCUUCGAUUUGAUCAUCCACCACCAGAUUCCGCAAAGCCAACUUGUAAUUGGUUUCUAGGCUCAGAACGGAAGUUCACAAUUGAAUUUCAGGGUACUAUUCCGCGUCCCUGGUCCAUCUCGAAAGGCAAUACAGUCGACGAUCCCUUACCAGAACAAGCUCCAGUCCUAGUGGGGAUUGACGAUUUGAUCAACCAACUACAGUCACAUUUAUCGCACAUGUCCUCGGUACUGCUCACCGGAGCUCUAGGUUCUGGCAAGAGCUCUGUUACAUAUCUCCUAGCGCAUCGUCUUCAGUCUGAGAUGCUCUUCCAUACUACAUAUUUUUCAUGCCGAAAGUUGGUUACAGAUGAGACUCGGGUGUCAACGAUCAAGGAGACAUUUACUCGUGUUUUCAUGAGUGCCUCUUGGGGUGCGAGGCUCGGUGGGAAAUCAAUGGUCAUAUUGGAUGAUUUAGAUAAGAUAUGUCCGGUCGAGACAGAGCUUGAGGUUAGCGAAAAUGGUCGCAGCAGGCAGAUCAGCGAAUGUCUUUGCGCUCUUGUUAGGCAGUACUGUGGCAGAGACAGUGGUGUCGUACUACUUGUAACUGCUCAAGCCAAAGAGUCUGUUCACAAUGUGAUUGUUGGUGGUCACGUUGUCCGGGAGAUAAUUGGCUUGAAAGCGCCUAACAAGGAAGCAAGAAGGCGAGUAAUGGAGAUGGUAGUGAAGCAAAAUAUGGCGCAUCCGGAAGUUCAUGAUAAGAGUGCAUAUGGCAGUCGUCCAGCAACAGCAGAUGGCAGUGCUAGUGAAGGAGAGGAUGGAGGAUGGAUGGAGGGAGCUAGUGUGGCCAGCCAUCCAGCAUCUACUAGCAAGGACGGAUUCGUUGUCUCUCCCGAUCUCGACUUUCUCGACCUGGCUGGUGAAACUGACGGGUACAUGCCAGGUGACCUGGUAUUGCUCGUUGCUCGUGCUCGGAGCGAAGCAUUAAUUCGCUCAGUCUCACAAUCACCAAAGAACGUCGAAUCGACGAACGUGCAGCUCAGCCGCAACGACUUCGCCAGCGCUCUUACAGGCUUCACACCCGCAUCUCUUCGCAACGUCACACUUCAAACAAGCACUACAACCUUCUCCUCCAUCGGCGGCCUUCACGCCACCCGAAAAAUUCUCCUCGAAACCCUUCAAUACCCUACCACCUACGCCCCCAUCUUUGCCCAAUGCCCUCUCCGCCUCCGCUCCGGCCUCCUCCUCUACGGCUAUCCCGGCUGCGGGAAAACACUCCUUGCAUCCGCAGUAGCAGGCGAAUGCGGCCUAAACUUCAUAUCAGUCAAAGGCCCCGAAAUCCUUAACAAAUACAUUGGCGCUUCUGAGAAGUCUGUCCGUGAUCUCUUCGAUCGUGCCGAAGCCGCCAGGCCCUGCAUACUCUUCUUCGAUGAAUUCGACUCCAUAGCCCCGAAGCGAGGGCACGACAGUACCGGUGUCACGGAUCGGGUUGUUAACCAAUUGCUCACGCAAAUGGAUGGAGCAGAAGGACUGUCGGGUGUGUACGUGCUGGCUGCUACGAGUAGACCGGAUCUCAUCGACCCCGCCCUUCUCCGUCCCGGCCGCCUCGAUAAAUCUCUGAUCUGUGAUCUACCUGAUCUUGAGGAUAGAGUUGAUAUCUUGCGUGCUCUAGGCACGAAACUAAAGCUUAGCCAAGAAGUGAUGAUGAAUUUAGAGGAGAUUGCAAGCAGAACGGAGGGUUAUAGUGGUGCUGAUUUACAAGCGUUGGUGUACAAUGCACAUUUGGAGGCAAUUCACGAUGUGCUUGGUGAUCAUGAGCAAAAUGGUGUUAGAACUGCAAAACGCACGAGUGGCACAACUCCAACCGGCACGAAACAAUUCAUCCAAUUCCGCUAUGGAGAAGAGGAGGAGCGUCUGGACUCUGAAGCGAGAUCAAGAACGGGACAUAAUAAGGCCAAACUGCUCGCUGAGAAGGCAGAGAUCUCCGCCAAGCUUGCAGAGAUUAAGGCUGCGAAGAAGAGGGCCAAGGCCGAGUUGAAGGGUGGGAAAGUGGAGGAGAAGGUGAACGAAGAGAAGGAGCAGCAAGAGGUGGUUAUUGAGUGGCGGCAUGUGGAGGGGAGCUUGAAGAGCACGAGGGCUAGUAUUAGCGUACAGGAGAGGAAGAGACUAGAGAGCAUUUAUCGCGAGUUUGUGGUGGGGAGGAAUGGGGAGAUGAAGAGUGGAGAGGGGAAUAGGGAGGUUGGUGGGAGAACGAGCUUAAUGUAGAAGAGACAAAAGUAGAAAUGGCAAUUGCAUCUGUGGUUGGAUAUGAGACCUUCAAUUCAUUUGUUGGGACGUUUCUAUUUCCUGCUUUGCGUCUUCGCCGUACUACGGGCGCAAUUUGAAAAACUAC
Molecule: messenger RNA, 3886 nt
Organism: Hyaloscypha bicolor E
Lineage: Eukaryota; Fungi; Ascomycota; Leotiomycetes; Helotiales; Hyaloscyphaceae
Product: putative peroxisome biosynthesis protein PAS1
Exons: 2
Coding region: 37-3759 (1240 amino acids)
Biological process (GO): protein import into peroxisome matrix
Cellular component (GO): cytosol; peroxisomal membrane; peroxisome
Molecular function (GO): ATP hydrolysis activity; ATP binding
Source: RefSeq, a predicted model, not a curated record